AUGGCACACUUCCUAUGCUCUUUCCUAGUGUUGAGUCUCUCUCUCGUCUCUUCCACUGCACAAAUACGUGGUGUUGCUCCAUUAGAUCAAAUCAAAUAUUCAAGUGCUACUUUUCCAUGUAUAAUCAGUGGAAAAGAGACAAAUUUGUCACAAGAUCGAGUCAAUGAUGAAUAUUGCGACUGUGACGACGGCAUUGACGAACCAGGCACUGCUGCCUGUUCAUACCUGCUAACAAGUGUAUUUUACUGCGACAAUGAUGGUUUUUUCCCGGAAAAUAUUCAUACGUCACGUGUUCAGGAUGGAAUAUGUGACUGUUGUGAUGGUUCAGAUGAAGAAAUUGAUGGUCAAGUAUCAUGUCCAAAUACGUGCGUGGUAGCUGCAGAGAAGCUUCGAGAGGAAGCAGAACAGCGUCUUAAAAUGGUGCAAAUUGGGUUUGAGAAACGUCAAGUGAUGAUUAAUGGAGAGAUUGCACAAUGUUUUGAAGGAAUGAAAGAGUCAGAGAAGAUGACGGAGAAGAAAUUGGCGUCCUUGGAGCUGCUGAAAGACCGCGUGACCGUGCACAAGGAUCGUGAAGAGUUGAAGGAGAGGAAAUAUCGUCUAGAGGUUGCGAGACAAAAACAGGUGAAGUAUGUUGAUGACGAUCAGGUGAAACAGGAGCCGAGUGCACAAGAUGUUUCGGUUGCAGAGGAGAAAGAAACGGCUGAAGUGUGGGAGUUUGAAACACUUGAUGCCAUUCAAGUGGCCGAUGACAAUGUGCCUAUCAACACAGCGGACGAUGAACGCGCGUUGGAGGUUUUGGAAUCGAAUUGGCAGACGGUAAAGAGUCGGAUUGUGCUGCCAGAUGGCACAAAGAUUUCUUUGGCAGACUAUCUACGCAUGAACCAUAACGAGAAGUCUACACGCACCGCAACGGAAAUCGCUGACCCGCUAUUCAAUGGGGCAUCGAAAGGUCGAAAAAAGAUUGGGUUGCUUGCGCUGCGAGCUAUCGGUAUCAUCAUUUCACCUGUUCGCGUGCUAGUAGAAGUAUUGCUGUACAGUCCGAGAGUUCUAUGGAGUGUGCUGUCGACACCUGAACUUGCUGGUCCAGUCAUCGACAAGCUGCCGAGUUUUCCGUCUCCGUCAAGUUCAUUCUGGUUCCGUCGACUCGGUGAAGGCAGUGUUUACAACAUUUACAACGUUUUUAUGUGGAGCGCGCAGGUUGUUUGGGAUACACCGGUUUAUGCUUACCAUUAUCUGUUUCCCACGCUGGAUGAUGAGGUGAAAUUGCCAUUACCGGAGUCACUGCGGAUAGUACUUCGCGAAAUCGAGUCCGAAAUUGCCAUGCUGGAGAAAGAUCGAAACGAAAAGCAUGAGACGGCAAGAAUGGACUACGGUCCAGACCGUGCGUAUUAUGCGCUAAAGAGCAAAUGCAUUGAGAAACGAAUUGAGAAAUACAUGUACAAAUUCUGUGCUUUCGGAGAAGUCAAGCAGGAUCAAACAAGUCUUGGCAAGUGGGAUGACUGGAACGGCGAAGCGGACUAUAAAUCACCAUCAAGUGGCAAGCUGGAUUACACGAGCAUGCGGUACUCCAAGGGUCAACAAUGCUACCAAGGCCCAGCGCGGUCCGUGCUGGUACACCUCGAGUGCGGCGAAAACGAUGAGAUAUUGGAUGUUGAUGAACCUUCUACUUGCGUAUACGAGAUGACUGUUCGCUCUCCAUUGGCAUGCACUGCUCAAGUGUUUGCUGAGGCCCAAACAGACGUGGCGUUCUGGUCACAAAAGCAGUUACGAUAA
Peronospora belbahrii is the source of this 1773-nucleotide messenger RNA. The record is from the annotation of a GenBank genome assembly. NCBI's taxonomy places the organism in Eukaryota, Oomycota, Peronosporomycetes, Peronosporales, Peronosporaceae.